AUGAACGAGGCCGGCUUCAUGCACCGGGAUAUCAAGCCGGACAACGUGCUCGUCGACGAGCACGGCAAUGUCAAGAUCUGCGACCUCGGGUUCGCGCGCACCAAGGCGGGGUCUCCGCCGCCGUUCUCGAACCCCGUCGCCGCGCUGCUGUACCGCGCGCCGGAGGUGCUGCUCGAGUCGACGACCUACGACGAGACGGUCGACACGUGGGCGCUCGGGUGCCUCAUGGCGCUGCUCCUCGCCGGCAACCCCCUCUUCUACGGGAAGACCGAGGUGGAGAUGCUCCGCGCCAUCCUGGACGUCCUUGGGAUGGACGACCUGACCAGGUGGAGGGGCUAUGCGAACUGCAUGAUAAAAAAGUCGAAGAUGCGGUUCGUCCGCCGGGACAGCCGUCUGCGCGAGAUGUUCCCGAUUCCCGGGAUGAUAGGUGGCGGCGGCCGUCGGCCAGAGCUGUCGCCGGCAGGGUUCGAGGUGCUGAAAGGGUUGCUGAGCUGCAACCCGGAGAGGAGGAUGACGGCGGCAGAGGCUCUCGAGCAGAGGUGGUUCGAGAGUUGA
Oryza brachyantha (malo sina) is the source of this 555-nucleotide messenger RNA. RefSeq names its product putative cyclin-dependent kinase F-2. The record is from RefSeq and is a predicted model, not a curated record. Lineage: Eukaryota; Viridiplantae; Streptophyta; Magnoliopsida; Poales; Poaceae. Gene Ontology annotation, biological process: regulation of mitotic cell cycle; protein phosphorylation. Gene Ontology annotation, molecular function: ATP binding; cyclin-dependent protein serine/threonine kinase activity. The transcript has a single exon. The coding region runs from base 1 to 555 and encodes 184 amino acids. Gene Ontology annotation, cellular component: nucleus.